Messenger RNA from Dromiciops gliroides (monito del monte), 14291 nucleotides. It is a transcript of the gene ZDBF2, whose product is annotated as zinc finger DBF-type containing 2. The coding region runs from base 65 to 10924 and encodes 3619 amino acids. The transcript is spliced from 2 exons. Lineage: Eukaryota; Metazoa; Chordata; Mammalia; Microbiotheria; Microbiotheriidae. The record is from RefSeq and is a predicted model, not a curated record. Gene Ontology annotation, biological process: epigenetic programming of gene expression; genomic imprinting.
GCAACGAGAUGGUUUACAAUCUCAGGGUAAAACUUGGGAGGCUGACUUUCAAUUCAGGAAACCUAUGGGUACAAGUAGCUUACUAAAAUUUGAUUCAGUCCCCAAAGUAGGAGAAAAUGCAGAAACAAAAUCGAGCAGUGUGGGUAUGGGUACUGGUGGCUCACAAAACUUUAAGUCUAUUAUCAGCUUUGGAAAAAGCUCAUUAAACCUUGAUUCAACCCCAAUAUUAGAAGAAAAUUCCAAAAACAAGGUGAGCAACAUUGGUAUAGGAAUUGGUGGCUUACUAAAUAUUGAUUUAACCCCUAAAUUAGGAAAAAAUUCACACGCAAAAUUGAGAAAUAUUAGUAUGGGUACUAGUGGCUCACUGAACUUUGAUUCAACCCCCAAAGUAGGAGAAAACUCUAAAACAGAAUUAAGUAAUACUAGUCUGACUACAGGUAGAUCAUUUAACAUCGAGGCAAUCACCAAACCAGGAAAAAACUUGGAAAUAAAGUUGACCAGUAUGGGUAUGAAUAUUGAAGACUCACAAAACUUUAAGUCAAUCAUCAGAUUUGGAAAAAACUCAGAAUCGAAGUUGAGCAUUGUUGGUAUGGGAACUAGUGGCUCACUAAACUUUGAGGCAACUCCUCAAACAGGAGAAAAACCUAAAAUUAAUUUAAGCAACAUUGGUUUGGAUAGUGGUGGCUCACUAAACUUUAGUUCAAUUUUCAAACAAGCAGAAAUCUCAAAAACAAAAUUGAGCAGUAUUGGUAUGAGUACCAUUGGCUCAGGAAACAUUGAAUCAACUCCCAAAGUAGGAGAAGAUCCAGAGACAAAAUCGAGCAGUAUAGGUAUAAGUAUUAGUGACUCAGAAAAGUUUAGAACAAUCUUCAGAUUUGAAAAAGGCUCAGAAAUGAAAUUGAGCAGUAUUGAUAAGGGAAAUGAUGCCUCACCAAAUUUCUGGUUAAUCCCUAAAUUAGGAGAAAACUCAAAAACAAAGUUAAGUAGUACUGAAAAACAUAAGAAUGAUUCACUUAGCUUUGAGCCAGCUUCAAAAUUGAGAGAAAAUACAGAAACAGAGUUGAGGGGAAUAAGCACAGAUACUGGUGGCUCACAAAACUUUAAGUCAAUCAUCAGAUUUGGACAGAAUUCAGAAGCAAAAUUGGGUCAUAUGGGUAUGGAAACUGGUGGCUCACGAAACUUGGAGUCAAAUUCCCAAUUAAGAGAAAACUCAGAAACAAAGUUAUACAGUUUUGACGUGGGGACUGGUGGCUCAUUUAACUUCGAGUCAUCCUUCAAUCCAGGAAAAAAAUUAGAAAUGAAAUUUAGCAGUAUAGGUACUGGUGGCUCAAAAGAUAUUGAGGUAACACUAGGAGAAAACUCAAAACCAAAGAUGAACAUUAUUGAUAUCAGAACUGGUGGCCCACUAAACUUUGAAGUAGCUGCCAAAGUGGGAGGAAAUUCAGAAAGAAAGUUGAGCACUGUGAGUACUGGUGGCUUACAAAAUUUUAAGUCAAUAAUCAGAUUUGGACAAAAUUCAGAAACAAAAUUGAACAGUAUGGGUAUGGAUACUGAUGUCUCGGGGAACUUUAGGUCAAUCAUCAAAUAUGGAGAAAACUCAGAAACAAAGUUGAAAAGCAUUCCUAUGGGAAUUUCUGGCUCACAAAACUUCGAGUCAACUUCCAAAUUAAGAGAAAACUCUGAAACAAAAUUGAGUAGUAUUAGUAAGGAUUCUGGUGGCUCACUAAGCUCUGAAUCAACUCUCAAACUAGGAAAAAAUUCAGAAAUAAAUUUUAGCAGUGUAGGCAUGGACUCUAGUGGCUUAUUAAAUUUUGAUUCAGUAAUUAGACUAGGACAAAGCUCAGGAAAAAAAUUGACCUGUAUGAAUAUGGGUACUGAUAGCUCCCUAAAAUUUGAGUCAACCCCUAAAUUAAGAACAAAUUCAGAGGCAAAGUUGAGUAGUACCAGUAUGGGAACUCUUGACUCACAAAAAUAUGAGUCUGUCAUCAGAUUAAGAAAUAGCUCAAAAACAGAAUUGAGCAGUAUUCAUAAAAGUACUGGUGGCUAUCUAAAAGUUGGAUCAGUCAUCAGAUCAGGACAAAGCUCAGAAACAAAGUUGAGCAGUAUUGAUAGCACUGGUCGCUCACUAAAGGCAGAGUCAGUCAUCAAAUUAGGACAAAACUCAGAAACAAAGUUGAGUAGUAUGCCUGUGGACACUUAUAGCUCAUUAAACUUUGAGGCAACUCCCAAACUGGUAGAAAUAUCAGAAACAAAUUUGAGCAGUUUGGGUACGGACACCAGUAGCACUGGAAAGGCCAAGUCAGUCAUCAGAAGUUUAGAAACAGAGUUGAACUGUGUGGGAACUGUUGGCUCACUAAACAUUGAGUCAACUCCCAGAUUAGGAGAAAAAUCAGAAACAAGGUUAAUGAAUAUGAGUCCACAGACCGGUGGCUCAGUCAACUUUGAGUCAACUUCCAAACUAGGAGAAAACUCAAAAACAAAGUUGUUCAGCAUGGGUAUGGCUAUCAGUAGCCUACUAAACUUUGAGUCAGCUCCCACAGUAGAAACAAAGUCAGAAACAGGGUUAAUAAGUAUGGGUAUGGGCACUGGUAGCCCACUAAACUUUGAGUCAACUCCCAAACCGGGAGCAGAUUUAGAAACAAAGUUAACUAGUAUGGUUACACGGAGUGGUAACUCACCCAAACUAGGAGAAAACUUAGUCAUGUUGAGCCAUAUUGGUAUGGGUACUGGUGACUCACUAAACUUUAAUUUAGCUCCAAAAUUAGGAGUAAACUCAGAAACAAAAUUUGUCAGUAUGGGUAUUGGGACAACUCCCAAAUUAGGAAAAAACUCAGAUACAAACUUGAGAGGUAUGGGAAUGAAUACUGGUGGCUCGCUAAAAUUUGAGUCAACCCCUAAACUAGGAGCAAAGUCAGAGACAAAAUUGUGCCAUAUUAGUAUGCAGGCUGGUCACUCAGUAAAAUUUCAAUCAGUUCCCCAAAGAGGAGAAAACUCAAAACCAAAGUUGAUCAGUAUGGAGAUGGGGACAGGUGGUUCAGUAAACUUAGAGUCAACUUCCAGACUAGGAGAAAAUCUAGAAACAAUGUUGAAUCGUAUGUGUAUGGGAACUGGUGACUCUGUACAUGUUGAGUCAGCUCCCAAAUUAGAAACAAAUUCAGAAGCAAAAUCUACCAGUUUUGGUAUGGGAACUGGUAGCUCAAUAGAGUUUGAGUCAACCUCCAAAUUAAAAGAUUCAGAGACAAAAUUUAGUCAUAUGGGGAUUGGUCACUCACUAAAAUUUGGGUCAGCUCCCAAAUUUGGAGAAAAUUCAGAGAUAAAGUUGAUCAGUAUGGAUAUGGGGACUAUUCACUCAGAAAACUUUGAGUCGACUCCCAAAUUAGGAGGAAAUUCAAAACCAAAAUUGAUCAGUGUGGGUGUGCAAACUUUUGGUUCUGUAAACUUUGAGUCAACUCCCAAGCUAGGAGGAAACUUAGAAACCAUGUUCAGCCGUAUGGAUGUAGGAACACAUGGCUCAGUAAACUUUGAGUCAACUUCCAAACUGGGUACAAACUCAGAAAUGAAAAUACUCAAUAUGCAUAUGGGAACGAGUUACUCAGAAAAUUCUACAUCAACUCCAAAAUUAGGAGAAAACUCAAAAACAAAGCUGAUCCAUAUGGGCAUAUGGACUGGUAGCUCAUUAAACUAUGCGCCAACUUCCAGUGUGGGACCAAGUUCAGAAACAAGGUUGUUCAGUAUGAAUACAGGGACUAGUGGUUCAGGAAAGUUGGAAUCAACUCCAGAAUUAGGAGAAAAAUCAAAAACAAAGUUUAUCCAAAAGGGUAUGUGGACUAGUGAUUCACUUAACUUUUCAUCUACCCACAAACUAGGGGCAAACUCAGAAACAGAGUUUUCCAGCAUUAGUAGGGGGACUGGUAAUUCGGUAAAUUUAGAAUCAUCUUCUAAAUUAGGAACAAACUAUGAAACAAAGUUCACCAGUUUUGGUGUUGGGACUGGUGGCUCACUAAAGUCAGCUCCUAAUGUAGAAGAAAACUCAGAAAAAAAGUUUACCAGUGUUGGGAUAGGUGCUGGUAGUCUGUUAAAAUUUGAGUUGACCCCCAAAUUAAAAGCAAGAUCAGGAUUAAAAGUGAGCCAUAAAUGUUUAGGACCUCGUAGCUCACUUAAAUUUGCUUCCACUCCCAAACUAGGGGAAAACUCAAAAACAGUGAUGACCAGCACUGGCAUGCAGCAUAGUGGCUCAUUCAACUUUGAGUCAACUUCCAAAGUAGGGGAAAACUUAGAAACAAAGUUGAUUGAUAUGAGUUUGAGGACGGGUAGCUCAGUAAGAUUUGAAUCAACUCCCAGACUAGGAGAAAAUUCAGAAGCAAGGUUAAUUAAUAUGGGUAUAGGAAUUGGUGGUUCCCCACACUUUAAGUCAGCUCCCAAAGUAGGGGAAAGCUUAGAAGCAAAGUUAAUAAGUACGGAUUUGGAGACUAAGGGCUCAGUGAACUUUGAGUCAUCUACCAGAUUACCACAAAAAGUUUGUGAGAAAGAGAGUUUGUCAGAAACAAAGUUCAUCGGUAUGGAUUUGGGGACUGGUGGCUUAUUUAACUUUGAGUCAACUCCCAAAGUAGGAAAAAAUUUAGAAACUAGUGUGAGUUACAUUGUUAUGGGAACCUGUCAUUCCUCAAACUUUGAGUCAACUCCUAUAUCCAGAACAAACUCAAAAUCGAUGUUGACUUGUGUGGGUUUGGGAACUGGUAGCUCACUAAAUUUCGAAUCCCCUCCCAAACAAGAAGACGACCCAGAAAGAAAGUUCAUUGUUACUAGCAUAGGAAAUAGUGGCCCACUAGAUGUUGAACUACCAACCAACCGAGGAGAAAAUUUAAAAACAAGGUUUACUGAUAGGGAUGUGGGAACUAAGGGCUCAGUUGAGUCAACUCCCAACAUAGGAGAAAAUUCAGAAACAAAGUUGAUGAGCAUGAGUUUGGGGACUGGUAGCUCAAUGAACUUUGAGUCAACUCCUAAACUAGGAGAAAACUCACAGAGAAGGUUUGUCAUUAUGGGUGUGGGAUCUAGUGGCCCACUAAAUGUUGAUUUACUUCCCAGAUUAGGAGAAAAUUCUGAAACAGGGUUAAUUAGUAUGGGCAUAGGGUCUGGUGACUCACCAGAUUUUGAGUCAACUCUCAAAGUAGGAGAAUAUUCAGACACAAAGUUUAUGAGAAUGGGCUUGGGGGCUGGUAGUUUAGUAAACUUUGAGUCAGCUCCCAAAGUAGGAAAAAACUUAGGAACUCUGUCAAGUUGUAUUGUUACAGCAACUAGGAGCUCACCAAAUCUUGAGUCAACUCCCAUACCUAGAACAGAAUCAGAAACAUUGUUGACUGACAUUGGAGUGGGGACUGGUAGUAACUCACUUAAUUUUGAGUCAACCCAUAGAAUGAAAGAAAACUCACAAAGAAGAUUGGUUGUUAUGAGCCUGGGGACUAGUAGCUCACUCAGUGUUGAUUCAACUCCCAGAUUAGGAGACAAUUCAGAAAUAGGUUUAAUCAAUAUGGGUAUAGGAACUGGUGGCUCACCAAACUUUGAGUCAGCUUCCAAAGUAGAGGAAAGCUCAGAAACAGAGUUAAUCAGUAUGGUUUUGGGAACCAAUGGCUCAGUAAACUUUGAGUCAAAUCCCAAAUUAAGAGAAAAUUCAGAAACAAAGUUGAUUGGUAUGGAUUUGGGGCCUGGUAGCUCAGUAAACUUUGAGUCAACUCCUGUAGUAGGAAGAAACUUAGAAACUGUGUUGAGCUGUAUUGUUACGGCAACUAGGAGGUCACCAAACGUAGAACUAAGUCCCAUACCUAGAGAAAGCUCAGAAACACUUUUGACCAAUGUUGGAGUGAGGACUGGUAUCUCAAUAAAUUUUGAGUCAAUUUGCAAAAAAGGAGAAAAUUCAGAAUCAAGGUUAGACAAUAUGGCUAUGGUAACUGAUGACUCACUAAACUUUGAGUCCACUCCCAAACUGGAAGAAAACUCAGAAAGAAGGUUGGUAAUUACGAGUGUGGGGACUAGUAGCUCACUAAACUUUGAUUCAACUCCCAAACUAGGAGUAAAUUCAGAAACAAGGUUAAUCAAUGUGGGCAUGGGAACUGAUUGCUCAGGAAACUUUGAGUCAGCUCCCAAAGUAGGGAAAAAUUCAGAAGUAAAGUUGAUCAAUAUAGAUUUGGGUACUGGUAGCUCACCAAACUUUGACUCAGCUCCCAAAUUAGGAGAAAACUCAGCAAUAAAGUUGAUUGGUGUGGGUUCGGGGAGUGGUAGCUCAGGAAUGUUUGAGUCAAAUCCCAAGUUAGAAGAAAGCUCAGAAACAAAGUUGGUCAAUCCGAGUCUGCGAACUGGUAGAUCAGUAAACUCUGAGCCCGAAGUAAGAAAAAACUUAGAAAGUGUGGUCAGCUGCAUUGUUUCGAUGACUAGAAGCUCACCAAAUAUUGAACCAGGAGCCAUACCUAAAGCAGACUCAGAAAGAUUGUUAAGUGAAAUUGGAAUGGAGAUUGGUAGCUCACUAAAUUUUGAGUCAAUUCUCAAUCAAGGAGAAAAUUCAGAACCAAGGUUAAUCAGUGUGGGUUUAGGAACUGAUGGCUUACCAAACUUUAAGUUAUCUCCAAAAGUAGAGGAAACAGAAUUUAGUAUGAAUUUGGGGAUUGCUAGCCCAGUAAACUUUGAGUCAGUGCCCAAAGUAGAAAAAAGCUUCGAAACUGUGUUGAAAUCACCAAAACCUGAGCCAAGUCCUGUGCCUAGAGUAGACUCAGAAACGUUGUUGACUGAUAUUGAAAUGGGAACUGGUAGCUCACCUUAUUUUGAGUCAGAUCUCUACCAAGGAGAAAAUUCAGAACCAAGGUUAAUCAGUGUGGGUGUAGGAACUGAUGACUCAACAAACUUUAAGUUAUCUCCAAAAGUAGAGGAAACAGAGUUUAGUAUGAAUUUGGGGAUUGGUAGCCCAGUAAACUUUGAGUCAAAGCCCCAGUUAGAAAAAGACUCAGAAACAAAGUUGGUUAAUGUGGGUUUGAGGAUUGGUAGCCCAGUAAACUUUGAGUCAGUGCCCAAAGUAGAAAAAAGCUUCGAAACUGGGUUGAAAUCACCAAAACCUAAGCCAAAUCCCGUACUUAGAGCAGACUCAGAAACAUUGUUGACUGAUAUCGAAAUGGGAACUGGUAGUUCACUAAAUUUUGAGUCACAUCUCUACCAAGGAGAAAAUUCAGAACCAAGGUUAAUCAGCAUGGGUGUAGGAACUGAUGGCUUACCAAACUUUAAGUUAUCUCCAAAAGUAGAGGAACCAGAUUUAGUCAGUAUAAAUUUGGAAACUGGUAGCUCAGUAAUCUCGGAGUCAAAUCCCCAAUUAGAAAAAGACUCAGAAACAAAGUUGGUCAAUGUGGGUUUGAAGACUGUUAACCCAGUAAACUUUGAGUCAGUGCCCAAAGUAGAAAAAAGCUUAGAAACUGUGUUGGAAAAACCAAAACCUGAGCCAAGUCUCAUACCUAGAGUAGACUCAGAAACAUUGUUGACUAAUACUGAAGUAGGUACAGAUAGCUCAUUAAAUUUUGAGUCAACUCCCAGAGAAGAAGAAAAUUCAGAAUCAAGGUUAAUCAAUAUGGGCAUGGGAAUUGAUGGCUCAUUAAACUCUCAAUCUAUUUCCAAUCUAGAAGAAAAUUCAGAAAGAAGUUUGAUCAACAUGGAUAUAGGAAUUGAUCACUUGUUAGACUUUCAGUCAAUAUCCAACGUAGGAGAAAAUUCAAAACCAGAAUUUAUCAAUAAGAGUAUGGGAACUGGCGGUUCACUCAACUUUGAAUCACCUCCCAGAUUUGGAGAAAACUUAGAGAGUAUGAUAAGCUGUAUUGUUAUGGGGACUAGUGACUCAAUAAACCAUGGGUCACCUUCUAAACUUGGAGCCAACUCAAAAACAAAUUCGACUAAUAUAGGUAUGGAGAUUGUUGGCUCACCAAACUUUGAGUCAGCUCCCAAACUAGGAGAAAACUCAGAAACAGAGUUGACCAGUAUGGACAUAGGGAAUGAUGGCUUACUAAACUUUGAGUCAACUGACAUUUUGGGGGGAAAUUCAGAAACAAUGUUCACCAUUAUGGAUAUGGGGAAUGACUAUUUACUAAACUUUGAGUCAACUCCCAAAUUAGGGGAAAACUCAGAAACAAAAUUGAGUAGUAUGCAUGUGGGUACUGAUGGUUCUUUCAACUUUGAGUCAACUCCAGAAUUAGGAGAAAAUUCAGGAACAUUGUCAACUAGUAUUAAUAUAGAGAAUGAUGACUUACUAAACUUUGAAUCAGCUGCCAAAUUAGGAGAAAACUCAGAAACAUUGUUGUCCAUUAUGGAUUUAGGAAACAAUGGCUCAUUUAACUUUGAGUCAACUGCCAAAUUGGGAGAAAAUUUAGAAACAAACUUGACUAGAAUGGAUAUGGGUAUUGAUGGCUCACCAAAGUUUAAGUCAACUACCAAAUUAGGAGAAAAUUCAGAAAUAGCAUUGAUCUGUAUGGAUUUGGGUACCAAUGACCUACUAAUUGAGUCAACUCCCGAACUAGGAGAAAAUUUAGAAAGAGUGGUAAGCAGUAUGGGUAUGGGGACUGAUGACUCAUUAAACUGUGAGUCAAUUCUCAAACUAAGGGAAAACUCAGAAACAGUGGUUAGCAGUGUGGGUAUGGGUACUGUUGGCUCACUAAAUUUUGAUUCAAUUCCCAAAGUAGGAGAAAACUUAGAAACAAAUUUGAGCAUUAUGUGUAUGGGUACUGGUGGCUCACUAAACUUUGAGUCCACCCCCACAUUAGGAGAAAACUCAGAAACAAAGUUGAGCAGUAUUGGUACAGUUCCUGUUAACGAAGUCGUUGAAGACGUCAUUCUGCCCAAUAUACAGUCCAGCCAAGAGGAGGAGAGUUCCUUUUUUAAUAUAUCUGCCAUUUUGGAUCAUGAAAGUACAACAGAUUCUGAAAUGAGUUUUGAUUGUGAUGCCCCAUUUGAAUCAGUAGCUGACCAGCAUACAUUAGCUGUGAAAGAAAUAGACUUUCUAACAGAGGUGCAUGUUGACCUGGAAGAUGAGAACUAUCAAUCUCGUUUGAGCUCUGUUCUCAAAAUUAGUUCCUUAGAGGACACACAACAAGCAAACGUAAAUACAGUGGAAAACUAUGAUGAGCCGGUGCUUCCUGCACUUCCUCAUGUGCCUCCUUCCUUUGUGGGAAAAACAUGGACUCAAAUAAUGUAUGAAGAUGACUUAAAAAUUGAAGCUAUGGUACGUGAUUUUCGGGAAGGCCGGCAUUUCCGUUGUUACUUUAAUGAUGAGCCUGAGCCUAAGAAAACAAACAAAAAUAAACAGAAAAGUGGGGCAUCAGCUAAUGCACUGCCAGAUUUUAAUGAUACUACAAGCGUUUGUAGUUUUGGCAACUUUUCUGAGGCUUCAGAUAUGCUAUGCAAUGGUCCACCAGCUAAGCGGCCUAAGAAGCGAACAUGGCGCAUGGCUUCUCGAUGCCAAGUUGUUAAAGUCAGCCAUGGGACUCAGACAAGUGUGAUAGACUAUUCAAUGUUUGGAAGACAUGUGUAUAGUGAAGAAGAGCUACUGGACAAUGAGACAGGUAUUUGGUUGGAGAAUGAUAGGACACCAAACAUGAGUACCAGAUUUUGUACACUUAAACUCCCUGAAUCAUACAGCAAAAUUUUGAGCCCUGUGCAACCUGAAACAGUAGUUUAUGUUCUUUCUUGCCCAGAGACUAAUCAGAAUAAAGCAGUUCUUGAUGAACUUAAAAUGAAAAGAAACCAAAAUUCCAUAGAAAAUGAUUCUAUAAAAUAUAAAUACAAACGAUGUUCUUUUAAAUAUUAUGAUCCAAUAUCUAAUCGAGUCCUGAAAACAGCUCCUUCUGACUCAUUAGGAGAAGAGGAUAAAAAACCUGCCCACGUGAGACAGCUGUUUAAAAGUCUCAACCUAAAUGUCAAGUUGAACAAAGGAGUUGCUUCUCAGAGAAAAUGUUCACCAGCUAACCAGUCUUCUAAUUUGUUAGACCUUGCUAGCUCUUCUUUAGACCCAGAUAAAGGAGAUGAUUUAACAUCAAGUCAAAAGUUGGAUGGAUCUUCCCUUUUGUCAGAUGAAGGAGAUGAUUUAAUAUCAAAUCAAAAGUUGGAUGGCCCUUCCCUUUCCUCAGUCAAAGGAGGUGACUUAAUAUCAAGUCAAAAGCUAGAUGGACUUUCCCAUUCCUCAACUAAAGGAGAUGAUUUAACAUCAAGUCAAAAGCUGAGUGCACCUUCUGUUUCCCCAGAGAAUUGGGAAGUUUUGAUUGACAGCCCUGCAGAUAAAUCUUCACAGCAGUCAGCAAUCUUACCUUUAGAUACCAUGCAUGUUCAAAUAGAAAAUUACUCCAGAUCAGCUUCAUGUAAGCAGAGGGUUGCUAAAACACCUGUAAAGUCGAUCAGAAGUGAGCUACUUGUGAAGAAGAAUCCAAAGAAAAUCUGGAAAAGGAAGGAGGCAAAUAGUAAGGACCCAGGUUUUUACAAAAAGACUUCUGGACCUAUGGUUCUCCAUCAUGGAAUUGCUAGAAUAAGAGUUAAAAACACUCCAGGAAAACAAAUACCCUGGGUUAGGAGCAGAAAGAAUGAGAUAAUAAGAAAGUAUAUAUCACCUUUGCUUUCUAAAUAUUCUGCUAUUUUGGGUUGUGGGCAUCUAGCUAGAAAAACUGUUGUGGGAAAGUACCUAAGGACGCAAAAACUUGAUUUUAAAAUGCUAAAGAAGAGGAAAAGAUGCAGCAAAAUGUUCUUGAACUCCACAGUCACAUCAGGUGCUACUGAAACACCAGAGAGACCCUCAGCAGAGUCUAUUCUGGAACAGUCAGAGUGGACUUCUUCCACAGUUACAAGGUGGGAGAAACCUUUUCUGGGAAUGCUCAAGAAAUCUGAGAAUUAUGACAACCAAAGUAUAUUUUAAAGUUGAUUGGACAAUAAAGGAGCCAGUAACUUAAAAAAAAAAAAAGCAAAAACCUUAGGAAAUAUGGUGAGUUGUGAAUGUUGAUGAUGUUGCAAAAAAUACAGAUAUAGUUAGAGGAAUCAUUUUUUUAAAAGAAUAGUGUUCUUGUCCUAGUCAAAUCACUCCAAGUAAAGUUAGUAAUUUGUAAUGUUUCAUUUCAUUUACCCAUAAUAAAUGGCUCAAUGUAAGUGAUUGGUUUCCCAAUUCAAAAUAUCCUGCAUGGGGUACCUUCAGUCCUGUUGCCAUGUGGGGUAUUAUAAAAUUGUCAUUUGGCAUUGAUUCACACAUCAGUGCAAUGUCUUUGGCCCCAGCAGCAGCUGUCGUUAGAGGUCAAGGACUUCUAGGGGUCUGAGGUUUGCUUUAGCAAACAAUUUCUAUUCCCAUUCUUACAUAGGAGAAAUAAUUAGGUGAAAAAUAGCUUAAAAUCCAUUCAAGAAAAGACUUAAAAAAUCGAAAAAUAUCCAAUAUAAAUGUUUUGGGAAUUUGGUACUAAAAUGCAAUUUAGGAAAAUAGGGGUGAUAGUCACUUAUUUAAUACUCCAGUUAGAUAUUAGAAUAAUAGCAUAUUUAUCAAACUGUGCCUUGAAGUAUUUAUGUGUCUAUGUAUAUAUAGUACAUAUGUAAGUAUAUGUAUGUGUGUAUAUAAAUAUAUGUAUAUAAAAUAUAUAUACAUAUAUAAGGCUUUAUAUAUAUAUAUAAAAUAGAAUGUAUCUAGAAGUAUUUCAUGGUAUUUUCUUGCAUUUCAUACACACACACACACACACACACAAAUCUGUGAUCUAUUUUUCAAUUUUAUUAGUAGUAUAAACACAUUUUCUUUUGUUUCUUUUUGUAUUGAGUGGAGUUUGACCAUAGCCAUUUCAUUAUAUUUUCCUCAUAUCACAGAUGGACUUUUUUGUUACUCCUUUUCAGCUAUAAAAGAGAAAAAGAAUUAUGAAAUAAUAAGAGUCCUUAUAGAUUAUUUGCUUUAGCUUCCUUAUUUUAGAAACGAUAAUAUUGAGGUCCAGUGUUGAACAAAGUCACAUAACUUCUCUGUGGCAAAGCUAGUUCUGAAACUCAUUGCACUGGGCCUUAUUUUGUAUAAGGUAGCAAUGGUAGUGGAGGGAUGGAAGUUAAUUCUGACAGGGAAGGUACUCAGUAAGUUUUCUGAAAACUUCAAAGCACUUUAAUAUCUGAAAAAAAAAAUUAAAUUAACAUUAUUUACACUAUCUUAUGGAAUGAGAAGGGGCCAUGGAAAAAGUUUUGAGUCAAAGGACCUGAGGGGUUUAAAAGUCAGCAAUGCCAUUCACUGUCGUUGUGACAAUGAGCAAAUCACUUCAACUUUUUGGGCCUGUUUAUCUCUAAAAUGAGGACAUUGGAGUAGAUAAUCUCCAAGCUUUCAUCCCGUGACCCUAUGAGACAAAAAUAGUUUUGACUUCUUGUUUCUUUUCGUUAAUCAUACUCAUAGGAUUAUAGUUCUAGAGCUAGAAGGGACUUUAGGAGCGCAUUUUACAUUUGAGGACAGUUUAGUGACUUGUCCAGAGUCAUACAGCUAGUAAGUAUUAGAGAUCGAAUUUGAAAACUGCUUUUCUUGACUACAGCUGGAUAAGAACCUCAGAGUCACCUAGUCCAACUCUCCUCACUUUAUAGAUGAUGAAGCUCAGCUACUUAGAGUUGAUAAGAAACUGUUAUCUGUUUCCUCUAAGGACUACAAAUUCAGAAAUUUAACAUGGUGGUUUAAGGAUAGCAUUUGGUUCUCCCACCACCCCCCUCUGCCCCAUGCCUUCUGCCUCCCCUUAUUUUUCUUAAAUUACUUUUUCUUUUUUCCCUUUCUAGUAGCAUUACUUACUCCCUGAAAGUGUUAUUUCUGAUUUCCUAGUGUAGAAGAAAAACCCUCAACCCCUCCAUGAAUCCAUUUUAUGUAUAUUGUCAGACUGGCCUGGUAAAUUGUUGAGAUAAAUUCAUCAAACAUACCUACCAUUGAUCUAAGUGUGUGUGUAGGUUUUAUUUUUUAAUAAAAGGAAAGAGUUGUGGAAAUCUCAAAUCUUUCCUAUAUUGCAAAUGUAGAACAUUUAACUCCUUUUUGUUUCUCAUGAAAAAUAAACAAAAAUGCACACAUAAUUCUAAAUGAAAGACAGGAUUCAUUAACAUUUCUAUAGGAAAUGAUCCUGAAUUUAUUGUGCUAUCAUGUAAUUUUAAUUUUCUUUUUUUCAUGGCUUAUAAAUUAUGAGACUUAUUUUUGUGUAUGUCUUAUGGAACCAAUCUAACUUAUUACUUCAUAGUCACAUGGCCAAGACUACUGCCUUAAGUUUACUCAUGUCUUGUUUUUUCCUUUAAGUUACUUUUAUCUACUUUUUUUUUUUUCGGGGCACUGAGGGUUAAAUGACUUGCCCAGGAUCACACAACUAGUAAGUGUCAAGUGUCUGAGGCUGGAUUUGAACUCAAGUCCUACUGAAUCCAGGGCUGCUGCUUUAUCCACUGUGCUAUCUACCUACCUCCCUACUCCUUUUUCCUAAAAUCCUUAAUGGUUUCUUUUAAGUUGUCUAUACCUCUAAGCCAAUAUUUAUUAAUUUUUCUGGCUUGUUUAAUUUGUAAACUUUUAAAAGCUCUCUUGGAAUUUUUGAUAUCUUCUUGACACCUCUUAACAUCUUAUUUUCAUAGCUCUUUUGUUUCCUCUGUACAUUUCAAAACUGACUUCUAGUUCACAAAAAACUUAUUCAGUUAAGACUACCUGACAUUUUCUCUGUUUGGGGUCUUAAUGAAUGCUACAUUUAUAGCUGUUUUACUUCAAAUAACUUUUUAAAAACUGACUUUUGAAGGAUUAUUGAUUCUCUCCCACCCUACCCCCAAUUUCCAAAUUCAUCUCACUAUUAAUAUUGGCUUCUGUUUUGCAAAUUUAAGAUUGUUGAAGACAGGCACCAAAUAUUUACUGAAAUGUAGUUGUGCCUCAUAUAUAACAAGUAAUUCAUCAGUAAAUAUUUGUUGGUUUGAUUUGAAUUCUGGAAAUCUUGUUUUGUCUUUCAAGGUACCCAAAAAUUGGAACAGAAUUUCUUCCUAGAAAAAUUGUCCAAAUAACACCACAUCAAAUUAAAGUAUUAUCCGGACCUACCAAAUGUUAAGUUUGCAAUUUAGAAAGUUGUUGCUACCAUUGACAGCCACAAUUAGAGAAAUAAAGAAUGAGAAUACAGUUUCAGUAGAUGUGGGAUUUUCCCACUAUAUUACCUGAACAAUUUAAGUAUCCAGUGAGCAUACCCAGAAGGUUUUGGAACCUGCAGUGUUUUAAAGCUUUGAAUCAAUUUACUCUAACCAAAUCUAUUGAGAAAAAUCACAAAUUUUGAUUUAACAAUAAA